Striga asiatica is the source of this 432-nucleotide messenger RNA. The record is from the annotation of a GenBank genome assembly. NCBI's taxonomy places the organism in Eukaryota, Viridiplantae, Streptophyta, Magnoliopsida, Lamiales, Orobanchaceae.
AUGCUCCGAAGUCCGAAGUCCGACACAAAACUCUGGUUGCCUCACCUCUUCUCCUCGCAAUCUCGACUCUCACCUCCGAAGUUCGACACAAAACUCCAGUUGCCUCACCUCCGAAGUUCGACGCCUCGCCUCACCUCUGAGGCUUCGACACAAAGCCUCAAGCUCGAUCUCUCCGGAAUGCCUCAGAAUGUCUGCCUCUGCCAGCAACACUGCCGAGGCCGGUGGUGGAGAGACUUGUGGGGUUUGCCUGCGGAAGAUGGAUCAUCGGCCUCUCAUGCUCUUGUUGGGUCCCUCGGUAUGCACUCUCCUACUCCCAUUGCCAUCGGGUCCCCUAGUAUGCAAUCUCCUACUCACGAUGGGUCUCCUAUUAUGAAUUCUCCUACCGUAGAUGGAGAUGAGCUCUAUCGAGACUACUCCAGAAGAGUUAGAUGA